Molecule: messenger RNA, 648 nt
Organism: Haemonchus placei
Lineage: Eukaryota; Metazoa; Nematoda; Chromadorea; Rhabditida; Trichostrongylidae
Source: the annotation of a GenBank genome assembly
AGCUUAUCCCACUCAAUUUUCUCAUCACUGACGCGUAUCUCAUUCCAGUCACAUAGUCCAAGAUCAGCCUCGUUAAUCCCAUUACAGUGCGCACGAUCGGAAAUGCGAAUAAUUGCAGCAUCAUCUUUGCAUAGCCCUGUUCGACGGAGAAGUUCAACAAUCAGAGGGAUACAGUGAGGCAUUGCUGGUCCUCCAUCAAGCUCGAGCACAUACUCAACUUCUUUCCGCCGUAUGACUUGGGAUGAUUUCUUCAGAGAUAGCAACUGGGCAAAGUGGAACGGUUGAGCCGCAGUUAAAGUGGGUGGUAACUUUGCGUGUGGUCCUGCUAUUGAGCGGCAAACUCGCGAAGAUUGCAACAGAUUGUAGAGCGUUUGGAGGUCUGCACCCUUAACCAGUACCGCCGCUACUUCUUCGAAAUCCAGUUUCGACUGACCAACAUCAGCUAAAUUUGAUGAAGAUCCGAGCGAUUUAUAUCGCUUAAGCUUUGCAGAUUUUCUCGGUGACAUUCCGAUAGUCUCUAGCCAUUCGUGAUCCCCAGACGAAUCAGCUUUUUCUGGACUCCUGUCCGAAUCACUCCCGUUUGUUGUAUUUUCCUUAUCCUCUGAAUUAUCCGGGGAUUUCCGUUCGUUAGAAAAGGGUGGCGGUUGA